Messenger RNA from Dentiscutata heterogama, 209 nucleotides. Lineage: Eukaryota; Fungi; Glomeromycota; Glomeromycetes; Diversisporales; Gigasporaceae. The record is from the annotation of a GenBank genome assembly.
AUGGAUGUCAACUCAGUUACUAGCUUAACCACUACCUCAAAAAGCAUUAAUAGUGCAACUAGUGAAACUGUUAGUGAAGACAUUAGCAAAAUUACUAAUAAAAUUACUAGUAAAAUUACUAGUAAAACUACUAGCAAUACUGCUAGUAAAAUCACCAGUAAAAUCACUAGUAAAGCUACUAGUGAAACUACUAGCAAAACUAUACCAAA